AUGGCGGCUCUGGCCUACAACCUGGGCAAGCGGGAGAUCAACCACUACUUCAGCGUGAGGAGCGCCAAGGUGCUGGCGCUGGUGGCCGUGCUGCUCCUCGCAGCGUGCCACCUCGCCUCCCGCCGCUACCGAGGCAAUGAUUCAUGUGAAUACCUUCUCUCAAGUGGCAGAUUUCUUGGAGAGAAAGUUUGGCAACCUCACAGUUGCAUGAUGCAUAAAUACAAAAUCAGUGAAGCAAAGAACUGUCUUGUAGAUAAACAUAUUGCAUUUAUUGGAGAUUCCAGAAUUCGUCAGUUGUUUUAUUCUUUUGUAAAAAUAAUCAAUCCCCAAUUCAAAGAAGAAGGAAAUAAGCAUGGGAACAUUCCUUUUGAAGACAAGAUUGCAUCAGUGAAAGUGGAUUUUCUGUGGCAUCCAGAAGUUAAUGGUUCUAUGAAACAGUGUAUCAAAGUGUGGACCGAGGACUCUGUUGCAAAGCCCCAUGUGAUUGUAGCGGGAGCUGCCACAUGGUCUAUCAAGAUUCACAAUGGUAGCAAUGAAGCGCUUUCCCAAUAUAAAAUGAACAUUACUUCUAUAGCACCACUUUUAGAAAAACUGGCAAAGACUAGUGAUGUUUAUUGGGUCUUACAAGAUCCUGUUUAUGAAGAUCUAUUAAGUGAAAAUAGGAAAAUGAUCACUAAUGAGAAGAUAGAUGCCUACAAUGAAGCUGCAGUCAGUAUUUUGAAUAGUAGCACCAGAAAUUCUAAAUCAAAUGUUAAGAUGUUCAGUGUUUCUAAAUUAAUUGCUCAAGAAACCAUCAUGGAAUCAUUGGAUGGCUUACAUCUCCCUGAAUCAAGCAGAGAAACUAGUGCAAUGAUUCUUAUGAACGUGUAUUGCAAUAAGAUUUUGAAGCCUGUAGAUGGUUCCUGUUGUCAACCUCGGCCUCCUCUUACUCUCAUACAGAAGCUAGCUGCUUGUUUUUUCACUUUAUCUAUUAUCGGAUAUUUAAUUUUUUAUAUAAUCCAUCGUAAUGCUCACCGGAAGAAUAAGACAUGUACUGAUUUGGAAAGUGGAGGAAAAAAAAAUAUUAUCAAUACCCCUGUGUCUCCAUUAGAAAUACUUUUACAGUCUUUCUGCAAACUUGGCCUGAUAAUGGCUUACUUCUAUAUGUGUGACCGUGCAAAUCUAUUUAUGAAGGAAAAUAAAUUUUAUACACAUUCAACUUUCUUUAUUCCAAUUAUCUACAUCUUGGUUUUGGGAGUAUUUUACAAUGAAAAUACUAAGGAGACUAAAGUGUUAAAUAGAGAACAAACAGAUGAAUGGAAAGGCUGGAUGCAGCUUGUGAUUCUGAUUUAUCAUAUCUCUGGAGCAAGUACAUUUUUGCCUGUGUACAUGCACAUCCGGGUUCUGGUUGCUGCAUACCUAUUUCAGACAGGGUACGGGCAUUUCUCAUACUUUUGGAUCAAAGGAGACUUUGGAAUUCAUAGAGUCUGUCAGGUCUUAUUUCGUCUCAAUUUCCUGGUAGUGGUGUUAUGUAUAGUGAUGGAUCGGCCUUAUCAAUUCUAUUAUUUUGUCCCCUUGGUCACCGUAUGGUUCAUGGUCAUAUAUGUUACUUUAGCCCUAUGGCCACAAAUCAUCCAAAAAAAAAUAAAUUAAAUAUUUUCUCUCUUAGGAAAUUGUUUCUGGCAUUUUGGCUUACUGUUGAAACUAGCCUUCUUGCUGUUAUGUAUAUGUUUUUUGGCAUAUUCUCAGGGUGCAUUUGAGAAGAUCUUUUCUCUUUGGCCAUUGUCCAAGUGUUUUGAACUGAAAGGGAAUGUAUAUGAAUGGUGGUUCAGAUGGAGGUUAGACCGUUACGUAGUCUUUCAUGGAAUGUUGUUUGCUUUCAUCUAUCUGGCUUUACAGAAGCGUCAAGUACUUUCUGAGGGAAAGGGUGAACCUCUUUUUUCAAACAAAAUUUCAAAUUUUCUAUUGUUUAUUUCAGUAGUUUCUUUCUUGACCUAUUCCAUCUGGGCCAGCAGUUGUAAAAACAAAGCAGAGUGCAACGAACUCCACCCAUCUGUGUCUGUGGUACAGAUUUUAGCCUUCAUCCUAAUAAGGAAUAUCCCUGGAUAUGCCCGAUCAGUUUAUAGCUCAUUUUUUGCUUGGUUUGGAAAAAUUUCGUUAGAGCUCUUUAUCUGCCAAUACCACAUAUGGCUGGCCGCCGACACCAGAGGCGUCUUGGUACUCAUACCUGGAAACCCUAUGCUCAACAUCAUCGUCAGCACUUUCAUAUUUGUCUGUGUGGCGCACGAAAUUUCUCAGAUCACUAAUGAUCUUGCACAGAUUAUUAUUCCUAAAGAUAACUCCUCUCUCUUGAAAAGGCUGGCAUGUAUAGCUGCAUUUUUCUGUGGACUCCUCAUCUUAUCGUCGAUUCAAGAGAAGUCAAGACAUUAGGUUCCUAAAAUCCUAAGAAACUUAAAUUCUUCAGGCUAAUUUUGUGUCUGCCUAGAGGAGAAAAGCAUCUAUCUGGAGAUAUAAAUGUAUAUGUAAAUUAAAAACCCGUGUGGCAAGAGGACAGCUCAGUGGCGUCUGUGGAACAUGUGUGGUUGUAUAUAUUGGAAAUGUAUGUCUCCAAUGUGAAAUCCUGAAGAACAGUUGAAGCAGAGUGCAUUGUAUAGGAUUGCAUGUGAAACGUCUUUUCUACUGGAUCUAUAUUUCCGUUUAUAAAUGAUUUUAAGUUAACAUGAAGGCAGGGAAAUAAUUACCUUUCCAGUAAAAACAUAAUUUAAUUAGCUUAGUGGCACCACUGAGUGUUUUGAUCUUUACUAAAUUUGUGGUAAUAAGAUUGUCUAUACCUGUAUUCAUCAUGGAACUUCCUACUUCACCGAAAACUUUCUUACUCAAGAAUGUCUGCAGUAUUGUUCUCUUACCAUAUGUGCAAUGAUGUGGAACGAUAAACAGUAUGCCUUUAAUUUAUAUGUGUUCACGUUCUGAUGUUACCUGUUUCCUGACAAGGUUUUUCUUCCUAGCUGUGGCUUUCAGGUAUACCUAAAUCUUUGUACAUUUUGUCUCACAGAGUCGUGCUAGGCUCCAUGACAGGGUUUUGUCACUGUUGAUGUUGUCGUUGCUUCUUCCUGUAAAAAGGCCAAGUUUUCUUUCCAAUCCAUUCAUAUGUUUCCUUUCCCUAAGCUAUACCAGUGUGAUACCAGUUACCCUGUGGAUCCAUUUAAUGUUUUCCUCCAACUAAUUAAUUUCUAUUUUUUCCAAUGUUUGGAAAGCUCUUUAUACUCAUUUUGGUAUUUCCUAUUACUCCCCCUAUUUUAAAAAAAAUAUAUUUAUCAAUCUAACUGGUGCAGUGUAGGAAAGAUUCAAGUUGUUAUGACUGAGAUGUAUAACCAUAAGUAGAAUUUUAAGUAAACCGGUGACUUUGGGCAAUAUAUGUUUUUCAUUUUGUUUUGUUACAAGCUAACUGUUAGAGGUAUAAAUUUAUUUAUCUGUUGUACAGAUUUGAUUAUAACGUUUAAUGUUCGAAAGAUUGCACUUGUUUGCUCUUAUUGUGUGUGGGAUAAAGUAUAUUUUCUGUUCAUGGUAUAUGAAUAUAUGGAGUAAUUUAAACAGUAAAUAAACAUUCUGUGGAUGCUUAUUUUUGUAUU
Messenger RNA from Neomonachus schauinslandi (Hawaiian monk seal), 3608 nucleotides. It is a transcript of the gene CASD1, whose product is annotated as CAS1 domain containing 1. NCBI's taxonomy places the organism in Eukaryota, Metazoa, Chordata, Mammalia, Carnivora, Phocidae. Gene Ontology annotation, molecular function: N-acetylneuraminate 9-O-acetyltransferase activity. Gene Ontology annotation, cellular component: Golgi membrane. The record is from RefSeq and is a predicted model, not a curated record.